This is a messenger RNA of Formica exsecta, 1766 nucleotides long. RefSeq lists its product as uncharacterized. Gene Ontology annotation, biological process: regulation of transcription by RNA polymerase II. NCBI's taxonomy places the organism in Eukaryota, Metazoa, Arthropoda, Insecta, Hymenoptera, Formicidae. Gene Ontology annotation, cellular component: nucleus; transcription regulator complex. The transcript is spliced from 4 exons. The coding region runs from base 370 to 1092 and encodes 240 amino acids. The record is from RefSeq and is a predicted model, not a curated record. Gene Ontology annotation, molecular function: DNA binding.
CUGGCCGUGCAACGGUUUCUCCGCAGUGACGCGCAAGCUGCUGCCGAGGACGCGACGUGACGCCGAACGUUGGACGCGCACGGCUGGAGCCGCCUGCGGCUGUUCCGUCGCCCAUUUUGACCGCUUUCGCAUUUUAUACCGAUUAAUCGAGAAUCACCGGUGUGAUGGGAGAGCUGUUUUUUAUGCGGCGAAUUAAUCAUUGCGCCGAUCGAUCGUUUGCGUGACUUUUUAAGUUCGACUUCUUUUCACGCUUCAGUUGAAAGAUUAUUCUUCCAUCGCCGCUUUCUGAGAGUAACAAGGUGCGAGAUCGAAUCGGGAAGCGAAAGGAAGAAGGAAAAUCAAGCGAGAGAUCGAGGAAAAUCUUGAAGCAUGUUUGACACGGAGAGGUUUAUCGAGGAGAUAGAGAGGCGACCGGCGAUCUACGAUGUGAAUCGCGGCGAGUACAACGACCGUAAUGCCAAGAUGACUGCGUGGGACGAGGUCUGCCAGGUGAUGGUACCGAAUUGGGCGCGCUUGACAGACGAGGAGAGAAACGUGGAAGAGAAAAAUUUGCGCGGAAAAUGGAGGAAUAUACGAGAUUACUUUAUGAAAGAGCUCAAACUUCAAAAAUCGCAAAAGUCCGGACCUGCCGGACGAAAACGGAAGAAAUACAUGUAUUUCGAUCGAUUGCUGUUUCUUAUGCCGACGGUGGAAAACAAAAGUUCUGUGAUGAUCUCUUGCAAGUCGGAAGAGAGCGAAGGCGAGAUGGACAACCCCGUGAUCGAGGAAUACGAUCCUCUUUCUCAAUCAGGCGCUUCCGUAACAGGCAGCAGAGAGUAUCUUCAAGCAGGCACUCCAUCCUACAAGGUGUGUCCACGUUAUUCGAAACAGCUCUGCGAGACGUCUUUUACGCCCUUCGACAACGAAAUACACGACAUCCUCUCCUCGCAUAGCAGCCAACGCGUUACCCUCGAUGAGGAUGAUUACGAUAAAAUGUUUCUCCUAUCGUUGUUGCCGAUUAUUAGACAGGUGCCAGAAGAAAAGAAACUGGAUGUCAGGAUACAAAUGCAACAAGUCCUGGCUAUGGCGCUCCGCUCGUCUGAUAAUAAGUGAGUCAUCUGGUAUGUUUCCUUGGGGAGGGGGAAGGAAAGGAAAGGAAAAGAGUGAACACGUGCCGAGAGGGAAAAGAUUUUACGAUGAUUUGAUUAUAUCAUUUACCUCUAUCCCGUUUUAAUAUUUUAUAUAUCUCUAAUACGUUAUUUUUUAUGGAUUUUUUUACGAUAAAAAUGAAUUAAUAUUUAAUAUCGUCCUUCUCUUUUUUUCCUAUAAUAUAUAAAAUUCAAUUCGUUCUAAUAAAUAUUUAUUAAAGAUGGUUUGAUUAUUAUAUCUCUCUUAUUGCUUGUCAUUAUAACCAUAUGUUUGGCAAAAAAAUAGUUUGAAAUGUCUAAAAUAUUAACAUAAGUUCUCCGAUAAUAUAGACAUGGCGUGAUUAUAGUACAUAUAGCAUAUACAUAUACGAUGCAGAUUUUAUAGCUAUAAUCUACCGAAAAUAUAUGUUUAAAUAUUAUGUUUAAAUAUUUUAGCAUAAGAUACAAGAUUAUAAAAAAAAAACUCUAGAAUAUAUAACUAAUAAAUUUUAUACUAUUUAAAAUAAGCAUAAAUAUAUAAAUAUACUGUGAUAUUAAAUUCUACUUGACAAUCGAAGAAACAAAGUAACUGUACACGCAAUAUAGCGGAAUCUUGUCUUGAUGAGAUGACUUAAUUGAAAUAUAUAAUAUCACACAAUG